Molecule: messenger RNA, 1806 nt
Organism: Dendroctonus ponderosae (mountain pine beetle)
Lineage: Eukaryota; Metazoa; Arthropoda; Insecta; Coleoptera; Curculionidae
Product: spidroin-1
Exons: 15
Coding region: 267-1685 (472 amino acids)
Source: RefSeq, a predicted model, not a curated record
CAGAUAAGCUGUUAAUUUAAAAAAAUUCCCAAACCAACAUAUUAUUAACGUGUAAAAAUAAUGGUUGUCAUUUACCUUGUUGUCAUCAAUCAGGUUUUUGAUUGUUUAAUGUUUUUUCGUCAUAUGAGCUUAGUUGUACAUUUUGGUACUUCACUACGAUUUAAUAGCUAAAAUAAACAUGCUCUUCUUUUAGUAGAGGGGAUAUGUACUUAACGUUUUGGUAUAUAUUAUAAGUGUUAAAUGCAUGUAAUAUUAUAAGUUUAACAAUGUUUCAUCAAAGUGUUUGUGUUCUUUUCUGUGCUGUUUUAUAUGUAUGCAGUGCGAGCACUUUUGAGCACGAUCAUGAACUAGGGCACGAUGGGGAAUUCUUGCUGGAAUUAGAUCCAGUUUACCAUAGCCCUAGAGUCAACCGAGCUACAUUACCUUUUCCGCUACUUGCUGGAGCAAUAUCUAACGCAAAUGCCAACGUUGCAGUUGGAGGAUUGACCGGUAGCUCGGUCACCAAGGCUAACGCUGGUGCUUCAGCAGAAGGUGGUAUACUCUUCCCAGGAAAAUUUGGAAUUUCUGUGGGAUUUGAAGGGACACGUGAUAGACAUCCACCACCACUACCACCACCACCUCCAUUCGGUGGACCUGGAAUUGGAUAUGCACAAUCUAAUGCUGGUGCUAGCGCCUCUGCAGGAUCAAUAGCAGGUGGAGGAUAUUCAUUAUACGGUGGGCCUUCAAUAGCGCAAGCUAAUGCUGAUUCCACUGCUUCUGCUGGAUCGGGAGGAUUUGGAGGAUAUCCAUUCCAAACAGGCGGAUCUUCAGUUGCACAAGCCAACGCUGAUGCCACUGCUUCUGCUGGCUUGGGAGGAUUUGGAGGAUAUACAGUCUUUCCAGGCGGAUCUUCAGCAGCUCACGCGAACGCUGAUGCCGGAGCUUCUACUGGAACAAGAGGAAUUGGAGGAUAUCCAUUCGGAGCAGAUGGGUCUUCAGCAGCGCACGCCAACGCUGAUGCCAGUGCUUCUACCGGAACACGAGGAAUUGGAGGAUAUCCAUUCGGAGCAGAUGGAUCUUCAGUAGCGCACGCCAACGCUGAUGCCAGUGCUUCUUCCCGAACAAGAGGAAUUGGAGGAUAUCCAUACCUAACAGACGGAUUUUCAGCAGCGCACGCCAACGCAGAUGCCAGGGCUUCUGCUGGAUCAAGAGGAGUUGGAGAAUAUCCAUUCGGAGCAGACGGAUCUUCAGCAGCACAUGCCAACGCUGAUGCCGGUGCUUCUACUGGAACAAUAGGAAUUGGAGGAAAUCCAUUCCUAACAGGCGGAUCUUCAGCAGCACAUGCCAACGCUGAUGCCAGUGCUUCUGCUGGAACAAGAGGGAUUGGAGGCUAUCCAUUCCUAACAGGCGGACCUUUCGUAGGAGGAUUGGCACAAGCCCACGCGGAUGCAAUCUCAAGAGUAGCGAGAGCAAUUCCAUUGCUAACGGACGGACCUGUACUUGGCGCAGUGCAAGCUCUCGCCAGUGCCACUGCUUCUGCGGAAUCAGGAGGUAUUAGAGGGCCAUUUCUACUAGGCGGACCAGCACUUGGAGGUGGUGUUGGUGGAAGUCAAGCUGAUGCACGUGCUCAAAGCCAUAGCUUCAGUGGACUUGGUUUUUCUGCAUCAUCAGCUUCAGCAAGUAGUUCAAGUAGAUCGCAAGGCUAGGAAGAUCAUGCAGGCAGCUUUGGUUACGGCAAUGCUACUGUUGCUACUUAGACUGCAUUUAUUUAGAUAUUAUAUAUGUGGAUGAGGUGGUGCCAAUGAAAUAUAUUUUUUUAAUUUUGUA